Messenger RNA from Diutina rugosa, 582 nucleotides. RefSeq lists its product as uncharacterized. The record is from RefSeq and is a predicted model, not a curated record. The transcript has a single exon. Lineage: Eukaryota; Fungi; Ascomycota; Pichiomycetes; Serinales; Debaryomycetaceae. Bases 1 to 582 code for a protein of 193 amino acids.
AUGGAUCCACGAUUCCAAAAGUGUAUUAAGGAAGCGCUUGAGUUACGGGACCAAACUCGAGAAGAAAUCCAGGCAUUACACCUGAACAUCGAUUACGUUAUCGAACGAGUUAUACUGGAGACCCCAGGAUUAAAUCCAUACCAAAGAGGUAAUGUCUUGUGGUUACUUGUGAAGUGUCGCCACGCUUACACGAAAGAAUGUCGGGACAUCCAUGAUGAGUUAGACGUCAAUGAAGCUAUGGACCCUUCUUCAUAUUCUGAAGGACAAAGAGAAGCCGAGGCUCAUGGCAAGCAGAAAGCCGCCAUGGGGAAACUCAUCCAAAGAUACAAGAAAGUGCUCACUGUUCACGCUAACCUCAGUGAAGGAGACCAAGCAUUUAUUCAUGGACGGUUUAUAAAUUAUCGUCGCAACUUAAAUGCAAUUCCUGGUGGCUAUAAGACAGGAUUGAAGAAUGUCGUCUAUAAUACAUUUUCUCGAGAAGAUGCCGACAAAUUCAUCCACGUUUAUGAUUAUGGGCUUGAUAUUACUUAUGGAGAUGAUACCCAUCAGUUCCAUCAGUUCUACAUGAGUGACCUCUGGUAG